Truncatella angustata is the source of this 972-nucleotide messenger RNA. Its product is annotated as cytochrome P450. Lineage: Eukaryota; Fungi; Ascomycota; Sordariomycetes; Amphisphaeriales; Sporocadaceae. The record is from RefSeq and is a predicted model, not a curated record. Gene Ontology annotation, molecular function: oxidoreductase activity, acting on paired donors, with incorporation or reduction of molecular oxygen; iron ion binding; monooxygenase activity. Bases 1 to 972 code for a protein of 323 amino acids. The transcript is spliced from 2 exons.
AUGGCUAGGUGUGCUGACGCCAGUAAGCGAUAUCUCUUAUUGAUCUACCCUAUCAACUCUCACGAUAGGCUAAGACCGAAGCAGAUACCCACCUGCCCGUAUCAAUGGCCCAAUGGACAAGGUGACAUUGCGAAGUUCCUAGAGGGUGAGAAGAAUAGCAAUGACUGGUUCGAACAAUUUGGGAGCAUCUACCGGAUCUGGAGUGGUACAAAUCCAGAGGUAGUUUUAACCAACCCAGAUGACAUAAAGACGGUAUUCAAGGAUUCAAACACGCAUCUGAAAGCAAUCAACAAUGAUGCAGGCUGGCUUAUGAGUGAGCUUUUGGGCAAAUGCCUCGGCCUGGUCAGCGGAUAUGAAUGGCAACAAAUAUGCAUUUCUACCAACGGCGCUUUUGCUCACAGUAGUGUCACUGCACAUAUUCCGCGAAUAGCCAGCUUUACUGAACGCUUUUUUGCGAAUGUGAGCUCCGUAGGAAAGUUAGAUCAGGGUAUUCUCAACCCAGGUGAGGACUUGAGGCUUCUACCUUUCUGGAUCGUUGCCGACUACUUGUACGGCGAUUUAACACCAGAAAUGUGCGACAAAUUACAAAAGUUGAUCCCACUGCGAGACUCAUUGUUUAAACGAGUCAUUCAAGGAGGUCUGACACGAUUUACCUGGAGCAAACAUCUACCAACAAGCACGAACGCCGACUUGAAAAGUUUCAAAGCCAAGUGGAGAGAUUUUAAUAAUGCUGCAUAUGAAUCAUGUAUACUGGCGCGAGAGAACGUGCCGAUAGUGCACAUGUACGAGUAUAUGCAGUCUGGGUCGAUCGGUGCCGACCACCUCUUACAAACCUUGGAUGAGAUGCUUUUUGCAAACUUAGAUGUCACAAUUGGUGCAAUUUCAUGGAAUCCAUUGUUCCUUGCGGCACAUCAAAAUGUGCAGGAAGAGCUUCGAAAGGAGAUCAAUGCUGCAAGAGCAAGCGAUGGCUAG